Messenger RNA from Nycticebus coucang (slow loris), 6345 nucleotides. It is a transcript of the gene FBRSL1, whose product is annotated as fibrosin like 1. The coding region runs from base 3 to 1901 and encodes 632 amino acids. The record is from RefSeq and is a predicted model, not a curated record. NCBI's taxonomy places the organism in Eukaryota, Metazoa, Chordata, Mammalia, Primates, Lorisidae. The transcript is spliced from 3 exons.
CCAUGGAGGCCAAGGUCCGGCCAAGCAGGCGCUCGCGCGCGCAGCGGGACCGCGGUCGGCGCCGGGAGGCUGCCCGUGACGCCCGUGCGCAGAGUCCGUCGUCGGGCGACGAGCCCGAGCCCAGCCCCGGCAAGGAGAACGCGGGCCUCCGCGGCGCGCCAUCCCGCGCCACCCCCGCGCCCCGUGCGGUGCGCCCCCCACGCCGCCGCCGCCGCGAGUCCAGCUCGCAGGAGGAGGAGGUCAUCGAUGGCUUUGCCAUCGCCAGCUUCAGCACCCUGGAGGCCCUGGAGAAGGACAUGGCCCUGAAGCCACAGGAACGGAAGGAGAAAUGGGAACGUCGCCUCAUGAAGAAACCCCGAGAGUCAGAGAACUGCCCACCUGCGGAGCCGAGUGAGCACAGGCGGCCCCUGGAGGCGGGCAGCCCCAGGCAGGACUUGGAGCCUGCCUGCGACGGGGGGCCGAGGAAGGUCCCACUGCAACCCUCCAAGCAGGUGUGCUCCCCAGAAGGGGGGCCGCUCCCAGCCAACCCCUGGGACCAGAACAGCCCGGCCCAGCACCAGCAGCAGCUGCAGCCCAGCCAGCCCAGCCAGCCCCAGGGGCCCCCCCCAGCCCCGUCGGAGCUCCCAGAUCCCGGGCAGCCCUGCCAGCCCCGAGAGCCCCGCCAGCCCCGCCAGCCCCAGCGGCCACCCCCGGGUCAGCGCAGCAGGCCCCAACGGUCACUUCUGGGCCUGAGACUGCCCUGCCAGCCCCGGCGGUUACUUCUGGGCCCCCGUCAGCCUUGCAGACCCCAGCGGCUGCCUCCAGCCCCAGAUCAGCAGUGCCGGCCCCAGCAGUCACACCAGACUCAGCCCUGCCGGCCACGUUGGGCGCUCCCAGGCCUCAGGCAGUGCUGCCGGCGCCUACGCUCCCUGCUGGCCCCACGGUCCCUCCUAGCCCCUUGCCUCCACUGCAGGCACCUGCGCUCUCUCCUGGUCCCACGGUCCCCCCUGACCCCCUGCCUCUACUGCCGGCGCCUGCGUUCCCUGCUGGUCCCAUGGUCCCCCCUGGCCCCCUGCCUCUAUUGCCGGCGCCUAUGGUCCCCCUUGGCCACCUGCCUCUACUGCCGGCGCCUGCGUUCCCUCCUGACCCCAGGGCACCGCUGCCGGCGACUGCGGUCCCUACUGACCCGGUGGCACCGCUGCCGGCCCCGGCGGCCAUGGGCCAGCCCCUGUCACUGUGGCCAUCCCAGUGGGGCUUCCUCAGGACAGCGCUGUCGGCCCCUAUGGUCUCUGUUAGCCCAUUGCCCGCGAUGCCAGCCCCCACGGCCACUCCUACCCCUGCGACCACGCCGCCGGCCUGCCAGCUUUCUCCCAGGCCAGUGCUGCUGCUCUCGGCGAGCAUUCCUAGCCCCGUGUCAGUAUGGCCAGCCCCGAAGGUCCCUCCUGGGCCAGCCCAGCCGCCCCCGGCGGUCACUCCUGGGCCUCAGUCAGCCUCAGCAAUUAGUCGAAGCCCCAGAGCAGCCUGGCCCACCCAAGCCCUCACUGCUGGGCCCAGGACAGCCGUGCCAACAGAAGCGACCACUCAUGGGCCUGGAGCAGCCUCGCCCCAAGCGGCCACUCAUGGGCCCAGAACAGUCAUGUCAGCCUCUACGGCCACUCAUGGGCCCAAACCAGCCCUGCCAGCCCCAGCCCUUACUCCCCAUCCCUGACCGCCCUUCACUCCUAGGGCAGCCAGGCCUGCCCUGCCGGCCCCUCAUGGGGCCCCCAUGCCAGCCUCGGCGGUCGCUGUUGGACCUGGUGCCAGCCCCUCAGCCCCAGCUCCUGGCCCUGGGUCGUCCCUGCCGGCCACUGAGAUCACGAUGGACCCGCUCCUCUGCCCCUGGGGUAGCCCGCCAGGCCCCAUCUGUGAGCCCUGGAGCCUGAUGCCCUGCAGGUGCUUCCUUGGUGUGUUGGACACCCAGUUGGGGCUGCACCCUGGCAGGGCCCUGAGACCAGGGCCACUUCCCUGCAGAUCUGAGAUGCUUUGCUGGACUGGCCUAAGGCCUCCUCCAGGCAGGGUCGAGCAUUGCCACUAAGGACUGAGGCUCAGGCAGAGGUGGGGGCCCCACAGUGCUGGGAUCAGGCAAGACACACCACACCAAGAGGAGAGGAGACGACCCAUCUUCCUCCUACAUCUGCUGCACCCUCCCCCACCAGUGUCCCGGUGCCCCCAACCUGAAGGCUGCUUGUGAUCUGCACGCCUUGGGGAGAGCACAGCUGUCCUCAGAUCCUGGAGGUCCCUCAGCAUCUUUCCGUGCCUCUAAGUUGCCAACACUGUCCUUGCAUCUGAGUCUCCAUGCACACCUGUCCCAGGUGUACCACUGUGCAGGGUGUGUGUGCAAUGUGUGGUUGUGUACGUGUGCACGUGCACAUGGGGUGUGGGGUGCCAGGACAAGAGAGCUUUUAUUGGGGGGGGGUACUAGCCACAGGCCUUGUUCCUUAGGCCCCAGCCUAUCUGGCCACAGUGUGUCCCCCUAACCCCCCAGAUGGAAUAGCUGGUCAAGAUGUGGGCUUUGCUGGAGGCUGCACUCCAGCUCCCAGCCCUCCUCAACAAUUGCAUGGUACUGGUGUCCCCUUCCCAGGUCCUUAAGCUACAGGAGGGCCAUCUGGCCGAGCAGGAGCUGCUGGUGACCGGAGGCUUCCACCCCCACCUCUCAGGACUCUGCCUCUACCCCCCAGUAGGUGUGCACAGCAGGGGGCUGUCAGGGUCUGCAGACCAGUGAGAACCCAUGCUGGGAAAGCCCCCUCUGCUGGGCCCUUCCUCAAAGCCCCCCCACCCCAAUUGGCAGACCUCACACUACAGGGCUGUAGGGCUGUCUCUGGGCCCCACACUGGUGGUCAGGGAUCAUCUCCCUAGACCCCGGGUCUCAGGGCAGCCAUACACUCAGGUCUCCUGGAGUAUGGGGCACAUCUCUUGCCCCAUAAGGGAGCAUGAAUUCUGUGAGGCGGGAGGAGCUGAGGAAGGGGUAAAGGAGCUCUGUCUUCACACCCCUUGUGGGGCCAGCUGCAACUAGCUGCUCUACAAAGGCAGGCAUUUCUGGAGAGUAGCACUGGCCACCUGCAGGUUCCUAGGCUGAGGGGAGGUGGAAGGAGGCUCCCUGGCUGGAGAACCGGACUGUCCCCAGCCCCCUCCCUGCUGCCCCUGCCCACGCCUGGGUACACCCCUUCCUCGGUGCUCACCUGGGGCCUCCAUCCCAGAAACGCAGGGCUUAUUUUUCUGAUUAAAGAAAAUAAAAAGUGCCAUGCCACUAUUUUUUAUAAUAGCAUUAGUGUUUGUAAUUUAAACAGAUGAGUGUGUGUCUUAAAUGAUUUAUUCUGACAAAUGGUCCUUAUGCAAAUGGACUUGGCUCUUGUUUCUUUAGAUUUGGACUGAAUAGAAAGGGGACCAGAGUGUCUGCUUUUGCUCAGCCUAGCCCAAGGAGGGUGUCUGGGGUAUUCUUUGCCCCUGGGGUGGGCACCCUGGGGACCUGCCCCCUGCCUCCCGCAGAGAGCAAGGGGCUCAGGUGAAGGCAGAAUUCAGAUUAUGCCAAACCUGCCCCUCCUAGGUCGGUCUUGAAAGAAAUUAUACAUGGGGUGGGUCUUAACCUGUCAAGUAUCACCCUGGGGAGGUCCAGAAAACCUGGAGGCCAGAUCCUGGCCAUGGGUUUGGGGAAAGUCCUCAUAUUGCUGUAAUUGCCCUCAAAGUCACUCACAAAGGGUCUGGAACCACUUUUCUCCCAAGCUUUAGUUGUGCACUAAAGCUAUUUCUAGCCUGUCUCUGCUUUUAGGGAUCCCCUGGGGACAAUGGGACUGGAGGGACUGUGUGAGCACAGGGCCUUGUCCUGGGUGCAGACCAGGACAGCCUGAAGGAACUGUGCAACUGGCCAGGGGCAGAGGCCAUCUGGGAUGGGAGGGUAGACUGUGGGCUCCCCAUGGCCAGGAGCUAGGAAGACAGUGGACACCUGCCAAGGAAGCUACUAGGCUGACCUAGAGGGACUCCAAGGCCUGACCAUGACCUCCAGUUUCCAGCCUAGGCCUAGUGUCCAUGCUGGCCUAGGUUCAAGGUGUCACUCUGGCGAGGGAAGAGCUGACAAGGAUCCUGAGGGACCACUGCUGCACCUGGGAAAUGCUGGGGUUUUAGUUUUUCUGAGUAGCUGGAAAUCAAGAUUUGUCUAUGGAUUUGGUGACUGAAACAUUGGUGGCUAGUAUUAUGACCUGCCUUACGGGACACAGCUUGUGGGCCUGCCCCUGAAGAUGGGGAGGGAUAGCAGUUGAGGUGGGAAGGCAGAGCAAGCCAGCCUGGAGUUCAGUGAAGCCUGAGGGAGGCCACCCAUCCCUUGUGAAGACGGGCCUUUCUGGAGACAUGGUCUGGGUGCAGUACCCAAGUGACUAAAGGCAGAGUAGUCCCUGCCAUCUGCAGAAGGGGCUGUGGGCUGGGGCCAGCACCUACUCCUACUGAGACUUGGUGGUGACAGUGGUCACUGAGGCUUUCAAGUUAGAGAAGGAACUCGGGAUGGAUUCCUAGAAGACAACUCUUUGAAAGUCUAUUGUACCUGUGGGAGGCAGGGCUUGGGGAUCCAGGGGCUCCAAGGUGUUCCUGAGCUGGGUGAGUCAGAAAGUUGCAAAGGUGGCCCCAGGGAGGGAGGGAUUAAAUGGGGGUGACCUCCUUGGAGCUGGACCCUGUCUUCCCCACAGAGGGUCUGGGUGGCACAUGCUCAGGCACCUGCUUGGGCCUUCUGAGUGGAGCUCCUGACUGUAGGUGAAUGCCCAUGGUCACACCCCUGAGUCCUGCCUUCGGUGUUGGAAAUGCCCCCUGGGGAGGAGGAAGCUGCCUAGACUCCCACUUGGGGGACUCAACAGGUUUUUUGAGCUCCAGUACAUUCCAGACACAAGUCUGGCACUGAGCGUGCCCCCAUUCUAGCCUAGAGAGGCAGACCAGGAAUAGAUGUGGCCUGUCCAUUAGUGUGUCGGAAGAUUCUUGGGGAGAUUGAGGGAGGGGCUGCUGACACAGGAAUGCCCAUCAGAAUGGCCUAUGCAGAGGCUGGAGGCAGGGCCAUACCUGAGGUGAACAGGGUUAGCCUAGAGGUUGGAGGGCCUGGGAUCUUGCAGAACUCAAGUGGGGUAGCCUGACCUGGGACUCAUCUGUCAAUCUUGGUGUCCUCCCAGGCAGGCACAAGGCCCCAGCCUGCUUUCCAGACCUGCAGCUGGUGUCUGGGGUGCACUGACAUAGGCUAGGCAGAGAGGCCACUGGCUUUCCUUCUACAGCCAGAAACUGCUGCUCAUGGAGCUGUCGAGAAAUUCUAAGUUCUCUGCCACUACACCAGGAUUUGACAAGAAGCCCUUCCCACACUGGGACUGGGAGGCUACCAGGCUAGCAGGCUGAGGGGAGCAAGCACAUGUCUGGAGGUAUCCCCUAGACUUCGUUAGCUCAGGUUCUGGUCCUGUGCUGGGUGGGGCCUAGACUCCUUAGAGUAGUACCAUGUUAAUAGGAAUACCAUGUGUGCCACACCAAAAAGUAAAAAGAAUUGGGACUGAUUUCCAUUAUAUAUUGUAUGUAACUCCAUGUAUUUCCAAAAUAGUGUUAUUUUUAACCUGUAAUCAAUAUAAAGUUACCAGUGAGAUAAUUUCUUUUUUUGUUUGAGUCCUGUGUUUACAACACUGCUCAGUUAAGCCACAUUUCACGUGGUCAGUGACCACAUGUGGCGAAGCGCAGGCAGCUGUGGGGUGUCCAAAGCAUCAUGCCCUUUGAGCACAGCCAUGGCCAUGCCUGGGUACCUGCGAUGGGUUUCUUACUUUCUAGUUUAUCCACUCAUGAUCAACCCCUUGUGCCUCAGCCUGGACCUGAGAUACCCUCUCACUCAGCAUGAACAAAGCAUAGCACGCCAGCUCCCAAAUCUCUUUCCCCUCCAUCUCAGUGGAUGAACCUAGUGUCUACCCAGAUAGGCCAGAAAUUGGACAUCUCUUGCACUCCUCACCGCCCUCAUCCUCCCACCCAGCUUAUACAGGCAAGUCCUGGGCAUCCACCUCUUAAACCUCCUCUGAACUGAGUUUUACUGGAAAACAAUGAAUACAAACAUCAGGAUGUGUGGGAUGCAGCUAAAGCAGUGCUUAGAAUGACUUCUCUAGCUUUAAAUGGUUAUAUUAGAACAGCAAAGAGGUUUAAAGUCAAUGCCCCAAGGUUUUACUUUAGAAGCUGAAGAAAUAAGUAACACUACAGAAGGAAGGAAAUAGUAAAGUUGAGCAGAAACUAAUGAAAUGGGAAACAAGCAAGGGAGAAAAUCAACAAAGCCAACGCCAUCUCUUUGAAAACAUCAACAAAAUCAAGAAAUCUUUAGCUAUGUUGAUGAAA